CGCUGUCGUCGGAUUCCUGCACAACUACAAGUGGUCAAACUUCGCCGUGGUCGCCACCAGGACACCCAAAUCGGUCGCCUACGUCAAGGCCAUGCAGGAAUACCUCGGCGACCUCGCCCCGGACUCGGACUUCGUCAUGACUCCCGUGUAUAUGGACGCCCGCGUACAUGACCCACGCAACCGCAUGAGAGUGUACCGAACUCUCCUGAACAUCAAGGAGAGAGUCAUCGUCAUGUUUUGCUCCGAGAAAGAAGCUAGCACUAUAUUCAGAGCCGCCAAUAUGUUGGGAUUAACCAGUAACAACUAUGUGUGGAUUAUUGUACUGACGUCGAGAAUGGACCUUGCGGAUGGUUCGAGUGUUCCGCGUAGUUUUCCCGUAGGGUUGAUAGCUCUAGCGUAUGAACACAGGUGGGAUGAUGUGUUGAGGGUACAGUUUGCGUUGGAUUCGUUGGGAAGUAGUGUGCAGCAUGUGAUCAACAGCGGCCAUGUUGUCAACAUGCGAGACAGCGCCACCUGUUGGAAUACGACGGAAGCGCACGCUGAGUCAGGCAGAAGGAUUCUCAGGAGCUUGCAGGAAAGGUCCUUCAGCCGGGACGGAUUUGUCAAAUUGCCGACAUUUCACAUCCUGAACAUCGGGAAGGACAAGAGGUGGAACCAGGUAGGGACCUGGCACGAGACCAAGUCCGUUGACCUGAACGUGAUCGUGUGGCCCGGGGAGAGGUUUAACCCGCCGAGCGGCAUGUCCAACCCGCGCUCCCUCAGGGUCGUCACGAUCGAGGAACACCCCUUCGUCUUCGUCGGCGAGGUGGACAAAACCCUGGGCAAAUGUCUGAAGGGGAUCCCCUGUGAGAAAAAAGUAGGGAAUGACACAGUGAUUAAGUGCUGUGCUGGGUUCUGUGUGGACCUGUUGGAGAGGCUGUCACGUGACGUGUGGUUCGAGUACACGCUGUAUCUGGUGGAGGACAACAACUUCGGCGCCUACCAACGGGGCCGCUGGAACGGGAUGGUGCAGGAUCUUAUACAGGGCAAAGCUCACCUGGCCAUGUCGUCUCUGAAGACCACAGAAGAGCGGAUGGCUGCCGUGGACUUCUCGGUACCGUUUCUCGAGACCGGGUACAAGCUGAUGGUGUUGAAAAGACCCGGAUCUGUCUCACCCACAGCGUUUCUAGAGCCUUUUGAUUGGACGUUCUGGCUGAUGAUGUCAAUCGGGUUUGUCGUCAUUUCCGCCCUGGCCGUUUUCUUUUUCGACUGGAUCCAGAUCCACGGCUUCAGCUUACAGCCUAACAGCAAACUACGGGAGGACCAGCCGGACUUCACCGGUACGCCAUUUACGUUUUUCGACUCCGUGUGGGUGCUGUGGGCUCUUCUCUUCAACAACUCCGUGCCGGUGUUCAACCCGAAGGGCCUGACCAGUAAGUUCAUGGUGUGCGUGUGGGCGUUCUUCGCCACCAUCUUCCUGGCCAGCUACACGGCAAACCUGGCGGUGUUCAUGAUCCAGGAGCAGUCUCAUCCACCCAUCAGAGACCUGGAGGACGAUCUGCUGCAGCACCCACACCUACAGUCCCCUCCCUUCACCUUCGGCACGGUGAAAUCCAGCAGUACGGAACAGUACAUAGCACAACGCUACUCCUCCAUGUACCAGUGGAUGAAGAGAUACAACCAACCAAACGCAGAGGAAGCUCUAGCUGCCCUAAAAGACGGGAGACUGCGAGGGUUCAUCUACGACUCAGCUGUUCUCGAGUAUCUUGAGGGAAGAGACGAGGAUUGUCAGGUUAUAACCGUAGGGAAGACCUUCGCUACAACCGGGUACGGAGUCGCCUUUCCGAAAGGAAAGCAAACCUACUGGCGCAACUUGAUCAACAUUAAGAUCCUACUCUAUGCAGGCCAAGGAGUUCUCCAGAACCUGAAAGGCUCGUGGUUUGUUGGUGCCUGUAAAGACAAGCAGAACUCUGAGCUGACCAGCAGUAAAUUGACCGUGGAGAACUGUGCCAGCUGCUUCUUCCUCCUCAUUGCUGCCAUACUCUUCAGCUGCAUCGUUCUGGGCAUGGAGCACAUAUUCUUCUGGAAGUUCCGCCCGCUCGUCCGGAGGCAUUACAAAGCACACCAGGGUCUGCAGAACGUCAUGCAAGUUAUCAGUUCGAGACUCCACCACGCCUUGUUGACACGCGAGGAUGGUGAUGAUGAUGAUGACCGACCAGAGGCCAACUGCAACUGUCCCGGAUGUGAACGGGAGGUGGAGGAGACUCGCAAACAGUUGGACAUCGCCUUGUCUCACGUGACCAACCUAGAGCGGGAACUUAGGAAGAAGGCAAACUCGGAUACACCGGAAGAAACUCAAGAACGACAACAGCUCACCGACAUCACAUCCUGGCUUCAGAACCUGAAGACACAGCGGGUCACCAGCCUGCCUCCGAACGGUGGAAGCCAGUCGUCUGACCACCUAACACCUGACCAACAAGGCUUGUACGUCAUCCCCGACUCCGACAGUCUAGCUGGAUCGUGUAACGUUCUGUUGGAAGAACAACGCGACAACCCUGUGCCUGUGAGAGAGCCAAGAUCGCGUUCUUCUGUGCUUCUAAAAGAUUAGAU
This is a messenger RNA of Branchiostoma belcheri (Belcher's lancelet), 2589 nucleotides long. Its product is annotated as glutamate receptor ionotropic, NMDA 2B-like. Gene Ontology annotation, cellular component: plasma membrane; postsynaptic membrane. The transcript has 14 exons. Gene Ontology annotation, molecular function: NMDA glutamate receptor activity; transmitter-gated monoatomic ion channel activity involved in regulation of postsynaptic membrane potential. Lineage: Eukaryota; Metazoa; Chordata; Leptocardii; Amphioxiformes; Branchiostomatidae. The record is from RefSeq and is a predicted model, not a curated record. Gene Ontology annotation, biological process: monoatomic ion transport; modulation of chemical synaptic transmission; synaptic transmission, glutamatergic. The coding region runs from base 92 to 2587 and encodes 831 amino acids.